Messenger RNA from Diuraphis noxia (Russian wheat aphid), 1245 nucleotides. RefSeq names its product zinc finger MYM-type protein 1-like. The record is from RefSeq and is a predicted model, not a curated record. Lineage: Eukaryota; Metazoa; Arthropoda; Insecta; Hemiptera; Aphididae.
AUGGCCGAUUACAUAAAAAAGCGUAAACGAUUAUCAGGUUCGCAAUAUUUAAAGAAAAGACUAGCACGGGAGAAAGAUUUAGUUAAACAAAAAGGUAGUUUACUGAAAUUUUGUCAACAAAAUAGUCAAGAAAAUGUUAUUACUGAUAAUUAUACUGAUGACAGUGAAGAAAAUAGUGGAAAUAAAAAUAUUGAAGAUCUAAGUAUGGGCGAAGUUGACAAUAAAAAAAAGAACAUGACAAUGAAAUACACAAAUUUUAAAUCUCUUGAUUUUGAUGACCCUAAUAAAUGGCCCUCUAUCGAUGAAAAAUUAAGACUUUACUUAAUAGAGUGUGGACCUCGUCAAAUAAAUAUGGAAACAUUUCCUAUAAACACUAGUGGUAGAUCAUUUUCAUCUUUUCACUAUUUUCGACGUUUACCUAAUGGUGAACGUAUUAAACGUUCUUGGAUAAUUUAUUCUAAAUCAAGUGAUUCUGUGUUUUGUUUUUGCUGCAAAUUGUUUAAUAUUGGAGUAGUAUCUCUUAGAACCAAUGGUAAUAAUGAUCGGAAAAAUAUAUCAAAUAUAUUGAACAGACACGAGACGUCAAAUUCUCAUAAAAAGGCAUAUCAAAAUUGGAAAGAAUCAGAAACAAGGUGUAAACGUGGAAAAACUAUCGAUAAUAUCAAUGAAGCUAAUUUAAAAAUUGAGACAGAACAUUGGAAAAAUGUACUUAGUAAAUUUGAUCCAGUAAUGAAAGAACACAUAAGAAGAAUAUCAUCUCAAGAAAUUCAUUGUCAUUACUUAGGAAAAGAUAUCCAAUAUGAAAUAAUUCAAUUAUUGGCGAAUAAAAUAAGAUCUCGCAUCAUAACUACAUUAAAAAAUGCAAAAUAUUAUUCAAUCAUUUUAGACUGUGCGCCAGAUACAAAUCAUACAGAACAAAUGACUGUCAUAGUUAGAUUCGUCUCAACUACUGAAAACGAAWCCACAAGUAAAAUAGAACACGUUUCUAUGAAUGAACACUUUAUCGGUUUUAUAGAAUUACACAAUACUACUGGCUUAAUUAUGACUGAAGUUAUUCUUCAAAAACUGAGAGAAUUAGAUAUUUCAUUAGAUGACAUGAGAGGCCAAGGAUACGACAAUGGGGCUAAUAUGCGUGGAUAUAAAAAUGGUGUUCAAGCUAGAAUUCGAAAUCUAAAUUCAAGAGCUUUUUACGUGCCAUGCAAUGCACAUUCUUUAAAUUUGGUUUUGAACGAUUCAGCAAAUUGA